AAAAAAAAAAAGCUUUCGAAGCACCCUUUCUCUUCUCCGUCACCGUUUGCUUCAUCACGUACUGCUCUUAAUCUUAUACUCUCUUUCUCACUUAUUCUCUUAGAAAGAACUCUACAAGUGUUGUUGCAACCAACCCCAACAAAUAUCACUCAAAGAAUAAGUUUACAAUUUACUCACAACACUUUUCCUUCAAUAUGGGUCAGUAGUAAACUUAUUAAUUCAAAAUUGUAUAAGCGGCCUGUUGGCUGCCCGUCCCAAUCCAAUUGUCUGCAUUUUAAAUUUCCGCAUUCGGCUUUUAAUUUUCGCUAACGUUGCCUGGCUAGCGUCUAGCGUAUGUAUAUAUGUAUGUAUAUUUAUGUAUUAUGCAUGAUAGAUGUAUAUUUUUAUAUUUACAUUAUACUUAUGUAUGUAUGUAUUGAAUGCGUAUACAACAACAAUUACAUGAAAAAGUUUGCACUUUGAGAAAGUCCCUCCAGCUUUUUCGCCGACAAAACAAUUGCAUCAGAAUGCUCUGCAACAUGCAGUCGUAAGGGUGCGAGCGAGCGAAUUAGCUCACUACGAGAAUUUGACAAAAAGUAUUUGAAAAAUAUAAAUAUAAAUAAAAAUAAAAGGCCAAAUAAUAAUAGAAAAGGAAAAAGUUUAAGAAGGCAUAACUACCGAAGUACCUACCAUUCAAUUUCAUCUAAUAAUUAUGUAUGUAUAUAGUUUUCUAUUUUCGGUGCAUAUGUAUCAACGCUUUUGUGGCGCUUCAUCAUCGAAAGGCGAGCGAGCCCAAAAGCUAAAUCACGCAAACCAAAGAACAAUAAAAAAAUUAUCUAGAAGUUGAUAUUUAAUUGUAACGCAAACUAAAGGAAAAAAGAAUAACAAUAGCAAUAGUUAGAACACUUGCUCGUAGAGUCGUCAUCAGACUCACAGAAAACAAAAAAAAAUAAAUAAAUAAAAAAAUAAAAAUAAUAAUAAUAAUAGAUAAUUAAGUAAGUAAAUGCAAUAAAUAAAUUAAUAAAUAAAUAGAAAUCUAUGGAAUCGAAAGUGAAAUCAAAGUGAAUUACUCAACGUAUAUGAUAUUUGUGAUGGAUCGCAUUUCUUUCAUUUCAAACGCUUUGAACGCAUCCGAUGAGAACCAAAUUACGCCUUAACUUAAUUGCGUGCACUAUAAAUAGUUUUUUUAAUCUAGCGGCAUAGCAGCAAUAACGACCGCAUUAUAAUAAUCAAAUUUCUUCGAUAGGAGAGACAUUCAAAGAUAUACUUCAUUAUACACUUCUCUAACCAAAAACAAAAAAACAAAAAAAAAAAAAAAAAAAAAAAAAAUGAACAUCACAACGCAACAACAAUUACAAUCGCAAGGACACACUACGUCGAUUGUAGCAUCUAGCACCGAGACCACGAACGCAAUAAAUGGUCCCUCUGACGAGGCACCGCGUAGUCCCUCACCUGACGGCAGUCGCGAUUAUGAUGUCACCCGGAUGAAAGAAGAAGACUUCGAGCGUCUCGCUGUGUACCUUGUGCCUGACGUUAGCUGUGAGCGCGGUGUACCGAAUAGAGCAGAUAAAACACUACCCCGCAGCUUAACGCUUAAGCCUUCAAUGGUAUUUUCAACGCCAAAUGUAAAGGUAAAUUACAAAACUGAAGGAGUUUGGAGCAUAGGUGUUAUACCACGCGGUACCCGGUUUGGCCCUUUUGAAGGUGUUCCAACUCCACACUAUCCCAGUGAUACAAACACUGCACGCUAUUUCUGGCGGGUGCAGGGAACAUGCCACAUAACCUACGGGAAUAUUAAGAUAUUUAAAGAUGAUGAUUUUUAUUACCUGGAUGGUUCAGAUCGUUCGCAAUCUAACUGGAUGCGCUAUGUCGCCUCUGCAUACAGCUUAGACGCGAUGAAUCUCGUGGCUUGUCAGCAUCAAGAGAAUAUUUAUUUUUAUACUACAAGAGACAUUGUUCCAAAUGAAGAACUGAUGGUGUGGUAUUGCAAGGAUUUUGCUAGACGCCUUGGCUACGAUGUGGAUCCGGAACGCACAAUAUUCGCCUGCAAGCAAGCAGUUGAUGAAGAAGAUGAAGAGCCUGACACCGAAGUAGGCGAAAUACCGACUAGCGAAGAAAACAAUUGCAUUGCGAAGCGACCAUGCUCACCGUACCGGUUGUCUGCGACAGAAAUCUCGCCAGAGGUGGCUUACAAUCAUAUAACAUACGUAAUGGGCCUACAUCUGCCUCCUCCAUUAGCAGCAUCACCGCCGGCACCAUCCCAGCCUGAGAGGUGCCUGUCAACAGCAAGCCCUUCCUCACCGCCAAUUAAUCACACGGUCCAUCCGCAUAUUCAUCACAGUCAAAACCCGCGAUCAUUAAUACGAACGUCGAAUCAUCACCAACCGCAUCAGAGCGUUCUACAUUUAAAGCCUGAGACGUCCACCACCGGCAUCUCACCCACCUCUUCGGUAAUUGUACCAGAUAAUUGCGCAUCUGAGAAGGAUUGCACAGGCAAAGACAUGAAAAAUGUGAAUAGUUCACCGGUAUUGCAAAAAGAAGCGCAAUAUGAUCAUCAGCUAACGCCAAAUGAUGGUAGCGUCCGUUCGGUGCGUUCAGAUGAGGGUUACCACAGCAACGAAUAUCAUGAAGAUGGUUUAACCCCAUCCGGUGGAGAUGAUAGCGACAGUGAGAGUGAACAUAAUUAUGUAUUGGAUUGUUCAAAAAAGGCGAUCGCUCCCAAAGAAACGGUAAUUGCACAUUCCCAAAAGCACUGCAACGUAACCACUACCAGUCCGAUCACAGGACCUCCAAUUGCGGCACUUGAUCGCUGCAAGAACGAGUAUAGAAAGUUCAAGGUAAAAAUGCCACUUAAGUACGAGUUUAAGAAUAGCAUCAAGACUGAGGCAACCAACGCCACCAAUAUACCAAACGACGAAUUCCAAGUUAGUGCCAGCUCAGGUGUAGAUGAUCAUCAUAAUGGCUUUGGUGCAAUCACAACAACAAGUUGCACCUCGCCGGCACAAGUCGAUGAGCUGACCGACGCUGAUUGCAGAUCAUCGAGAAAUUCAAACACCGAGCCCAUUGCUACAAUACAACCAGCUUCCAGUACGGUCAUAGUGCUCGAAUCAAGUCAAAAACGCACAAUAGUUCCCCUUACAAAAUCCUAUUAUGAGGCCGAAUCAACUUCGCCAAUGCCCUCAACACCGGGAUACAUACGCUAUACACCGCCUUCAAGUAUUUUAGAAACGAUAUUAACUGGUCAGCACCAACAUCGACUUGAAAAUACAGCCGCAGCCGUCGUUGUGGGCUGCCGUCAAGUUAACUCGGCCACUCCACCACCUUCUUCGCCAACCGAAAUGGCCUAUUCCUAUAAGAAAUCACAACGUUAUGGUAGCGCAGUAAAUCCAGACUCCAGUUCUAAUAUAGCUAGGAUGCCAGAUCAUAGUACAAUAGACAGCGAAACGGACUUGCAUUUGUCAUCGUCAUGCAAAAAAGAUCUGUGCUCUCCGGGGCCUCCACCCACGACGCACCAGCAGCAUCACGUUCUCUUUUCGCCUAACAGCUUAAACGGAGCAUAUGUGCCUGAAGGUCAGCAUACGCCACCUUAUUCAGCGUACUCACCUUAUUCUAAUAGCAACGUAAAUGCGCAGCCAUCGAGCAUGCAUUUACACGCUGCUUCUUCCACUUUCCAUUCACCUACUCGUAGUACACAAUCGCCUUUCGAUCGCCAAUCACAUUCCUCUUCAGGUUCAAAUCCAAACCUGCACCUAUUGCCAGGCAAUACACAAAUAAUGAAUCAUGCUCUCAUGCAAUCUUUAACACCAUUGCAAAGGCUAUCCCCGCUACGAAUAUCUCCACCCAGCAGCAUAAGUCCAGAUGGCAACUCUUGCCCACCCAGCGGUAGUCCGCUUAGUCCAAAUACUUUGGCUUCGCGUGGAUAUCGUUCGCUUCCCUACCCUCUCAAAAAGAAAGACGGCAAAAUGCAUUACGAGUGCAAUGUUUGCUGCAAAACGUUCGGACAACUUAGCAAUUUGAAGGUACAUUUACGGACCCAUUCGGGUGAGCGGCCUUUUAAAUGUAACGUCUGCACGAAGAGCUUCACGCAGCUGGCCCACUUGCAAAAGCAUCACUUAGUACAUACCGGCGAAAAACCGCAUCAAUGUGACAUUUGCAAAAAACGCUUCUCAUCAACAUCGAAUCUGAAAACACAUUUACGUUUGCACAGCGGCCAAAAACCGUAUGCGUGCGAUUUAUGCCCACAAAAGUUUACACAAUUCGUUCAUUUAAAAUUACAUAAGCGAUUGCAUACCAACGAUCGUCCUUACGUAUGUCAAGGUUGUGAUAAGAAAUACAUUAGUGCGUCGGGCUUACGUACACAUUGGAAAACAACAAGCUGCAAACCAAACAAUUUAGAGGAAGAAUUAGCGAUGGCCGCUGCAGCCACUUCAGAAUGUUUAGAUAAAGAUCAUACGGAGCCGGAUUCCAGAGAAGCAUUCGAGCAGAUGCAACAACAAAUUCAUCCCCAUAUGAGACACAUCAAUGUAGCCAAUGUUGAACAUUUUACAACACCUAGUAGAGUAGCGACACAAACCCACGGUCAUUUGCAACAACAGCACAUGUCAAUGUUGCAUCAUCCACAUUUGCCACCGCCAACAAGCGCAGCCGCCACUAUGCUAUUAACUACCGCCAAUCAGUUGCAUCAACAGCAGCAGCCAAUGCAUCAACAGCAUCCGCAACACUUACUGCCCCAGCCGAACCAUAAAGUAACGAAACCUCCAAUUCAUAUGAUUGCGACAAGCAAUCAUGAAGCAAGCGUUCAUACUGCGGCCGCUCAACAUCCGUUGGGUCACACACAAGACUCACGACCGUCUGUCAUCGAAUCCAAUCAGCCCAUGAUUAUUGAAUGCACAUAGAAAACUAAUAUUAAAAGGAAACCACCAAUUACUUGCCCUCCUUUCCCAUCACUAUUCCUUAAAUAUAAUCUUGUUAGCAAACAAAUUAGAAUAAAUUUUAAUUCAAAUACAUACAUACAUACGUACAUACAUAAAUAUAUACAUGCAAACACACAAA
Molecule: messenger RNA, 5031 nt
Organism: Glossina fuscipes
Lineage: Eukaryota; Metazoa; Arthropoda; Insecta; Diptera; Glossinidae
Gene: Blimp-1
Exons: 6
Coding region: 1308-4874 (1188 amino acids)
Biological process (GO): cell fate commitment; regulation of transcription by RNA polymerase II
Cellular component (GO): nucleus; cytoplasm
Molecular function (GO): DNA-binding transcription repressor activity, RNA polymerase II-specific; histone deacetylase binding; RNA polymerase II cis-regulatory region sequence-specific DNA binding
Source: RefSeq, a predicted model, not a curated record